AUGGGAGUUCGCAUAACCACGUGGAAUGUCAAUGGUAUACGAAACCCGUUCUCCUAUGAGCCAUGGAGAGGAACGCGCACAUUUGAGUCUAUGUUUGAUAUACUGGAGGCGGAUAUUGUAAUUCUCCAAGAAACCAAGAUUCAGCGCAAAGACCUCCGCGAUGACAUGGUCUUGGUUCCAGGAUGGGAUUGUUAUUUCAGUCUCCCUCGAGUCAAAAAAGGAUACUCGGGUGUUGUGAUCUACACGCGCAAUGCCACUUGUUCUCCAAUAAGGGCAGAAGAGGGCAUUACUGGGGUUCUCUGCCCACCAAAAUCCUCAACAUCUUUCUGCAGUCUUCCAGAAGAGCAGCAGAUUGGUGGAUAUCCAACGUUAGAUCAGCUUUCCAGGCCCGCAAUGAAUCUCGAGGGGCCUGACUCGGAAGAGGAGCAAGAGUAUGUUAGCUCGGUGCCCAAUACCACAAUAGAUGCACCAAACCUCGACUCCGAAGGGCGUUGCGUCAUUCUGGAGUUUCCUGCAUUUGUCCUUAUUGGUGUCUAUUGCCCUGCCUAUCGGGAUGAGAAUCGAGAUACCUUUCGCAUGGACUUUCUCAAUGUCCUAGAUUCUCGAAUCCGAAACCUGAUUGCUAUGGGGAAGAAUGUGGUCGUGGCUGGGGACAUCAAUAUUUCGAAGCAGGGCAUUGAUGCUGCUCAUGGAAUUGAGGCCAUACGAAAAGGUACAAUGACCGAGGAAGAAUUUAUAUCUGCGCCUUCUCGACGCCUGUUUAACCACUUGAUAUCGGAUGGCGUUGUUAUUGGUGAACGUGACAAAGGCAGAGAAGAUCCUGUUCUCUUCGAUGUCUGCAGGUCAUUCCAUCCAGGUCGUGCAGGCAUGUAUACAUGCUGGGACCAGAAACUCAAUGCUCGACCAGGGAAUUACGGCUCAAGGAUUGAUUAUGUGUUGUGCAGCCUUGGUAUGCGGAGCUGGUUCUCCGACUCAAACAUUCAAGAGGGACUGAUGGGAUCAGACCAUUGUCCUGUGUAUGCUGUUAUCAAGGAGUCUGUGAACCAGCCCAAAGGCGAAGUAAACGUUCGGGAUAUUCUCAACCCGCCAGGAAUGUUUCACUGUGGCAGGCGUCAACAGGAAUACUCAAACGAGUGCGCAUUGCCCGCUUCGGGGCGUUUGCUCCCCGAAUUUGACGUUGAUAAGCGCAGAAGCAUCAAGGACAUGUUCUCUCGAAAACCAACCAGCGUUCCGUCGAGGGCGGUAGACCUAGCCAACACACCGGCUAACAUUCCCACGACUCGAGUCACAGAAUCUACAGACAUGCACGCAGCCUUCGGAUCCACUGACUCGGCCAAAAAGAUCCCUGCGCCUAUCACUGCGAGAAAUCAACUUCCUCAGACUGUUUCUCGCAAACGCUCGCAGCCUCUACCUACCACAUCCGCGAAACGCACCAAAUCCGCCGUAUCGACGUCUUCUGGGGGCUCUGCGGCAGGCCAGAAAAUGUUAACAGGCUUCUUCAAGCCAAGGGCUGUUAUAUCUGAAACCACCCAGUCACCUAUUCCUUUAUCAGGAUCCUCGACACCAUCACUCAAUCCCGAACCAUCAGGACAGUCACAAGAGAAGGGGAAAUAUCCAGAGAUCAGCCUGCAGUCUCCGGGGUUACAAGAAGAAAGCAUAAGAGAGGAAGCUGAUAUUUCUACCGAAGGGCCAACGGCCAGGAAGUUCAUUGACGACACAAUAAUUGACCCGAUUGUCAGCAAGGAGGAUUGGUCAAAACUUUUUACCAAGAAACCUGUUCCACCAUGCGAUGGGCACCAAGAGCCAUGUAUUAGAUUGACCACGAAGAAACCCGGGAUGAAUCGCGGCCGCUCCUUUUGGAUCUGUCCUCGACCAUUGGGACCCAGCGGAGAAAAGGAGAAGGGUACGCAAUGGCGUUGUCCCACUUUCAUCUGGGCCAGUGACUGGAACUCGCCGGUUGCGACGCAAGAGCAAUAA
Messenger RNA from Penicillium roqueforti, 1977 nucleotides. Its product is annotated as DNA-(apurinic or apyrimidinic site) lyase APN2. The record is from RefSeq and is a predicted model, not a curated record. Gene Ontology annotation, cellular component: nucleus. Gene Ontology annotation, biological process: base-excision repair. The transcript has 6 exons. Gene Ontology annotation, molecular function: zinc ion binding; double-stranded DNA 3'-5' DNA exonuclease activity; DNA binding. The coding region runs from base 1 to 1977 and encodes 658 amino acids. NCBI's taxonomy places the organism in Eukaryota, Fungi, Ascomycota, Eurotiomycetes, Eurotiales, Aspergillaceae.